Molecule: messenger RNA, 4282 nt
Organism: Brienomyrus brachyistius
Lineage: Eukaryota; Metazoa; Chordata; Actinopteri; Osteoglossiformes; Mormyridae
Product: CCR4-NOT transcription complex subunit 4-like
Exons: 13
Coding region: 661-2964 (767 amino acids)
Biological process (GO): protein ubiquitination
Cellular component (GO): CCR4-NOT complex
Molecular function (GO): ubiquitin-protein transferase activity; metal ion binding; RNA binding
Source: RefSeq, a predicted model, not a curated record
GUCGCCAAGAAUCUGCCUCGAAUUAUAAUACGAUCAGCCACAUCUGCGCACACGAGCACGAACCACCGUCUCAUUACUUGGCCACCGUCUCCAGCUGGUUCCCACUGCACGGCCGCGGGGGAGCGGCGUGUUGCCGGUGCCGAGAAUGUGUCGCUCUUGGUCGGCGCAGAGUGCCAGGCUCGGCCCCGGCAGUGCAGGCCGCGGCUGCUCUGUAGUUAAGCGGGUUAGCCGGCUAACUACCGCCUUCAGUCCGGGGGCCUUGUAGUCCACCGUACAUGGCACCUUUUUGUAUUUUUUUAUAUCUAAUCGCACGACACACUGAGAGAAAAACGCCAUCCAGAGUUAAGACUCCCCUAUAAUCCCGUCCUUGUCGUUGGCACUUCACCGGCAUCGACCAGAGUAACUUUGUUUUACAGCAGUAGCGCUCAACGACAAGCUGUAUUGAAAUUUGCCUGCCGACAGCAGGACAUUAACGACAUUAGUGUUCCUGACAGGGGUAUCACUGAUAGUUAUUUACGUACAAAGUAUUAACUUCAACGGCUUCAGAAAGUUACUGCCCAGCGAAAUAUCUUGGCGAAUUAACCCCGGGUCUGUCUUGAAAGUGGGGAUUACUUGAAGGCCCCGCCCCUGUGCCUUGUACCCCGCCCUCCGCGUUAUAGGAUGUCCCGCAGCCCUGAGCUGAAAGACGAUGCUAUGGAGUGCCCUCUCUGCAUGGAGCCGCUGGAGAUCGAUGACAUCAACUUCUUCCCCUGCACCUGCGGUUACCAGAUCUGCCGGUUCUGCUGGCACCGGAUCCGCACAGAUGAGAAUGGGCUCUGCCCCGCCUGUAGGAAGCCCUACCCAGAGGACCCGGCGGUCUACAAGCCUCUCUCACCAGAGGAGAUCCAGCGGAUAAAGAAUGAGAAGAAGCAGAAGCAGAACGAGCGCAAACAGAAGAUGACAGAGAGCCGCAAACACCUGGGAAGCGUGCGCGUGGUGCAGAAGAACCUGGUGUUUGUGGUGGGGCUGUCGCAGAGGCUGGCUGAGCUGGAGGUUCUAAAGAGGCCAGAAUAUUUCGGGAAAUUCGGAAAAAUUCACAAAGUGGUAAUCAACAACAGCACGUCUUACGCAGGUUCCCAGGGUCCUAGUGCAAGUGCUUACGUCACAUACCUUCGGUCUGAAGAUGCCCUCAGAGCUAUACAGUGUGUGAACAAUGUGGUCGUGGAUGGCAGAACACUUAAAGCCUCUCUAGGUACGACAAAGUACUGCAGUUACUUCCUGAAGAGUAUGCAGUGUCCGAAGGCGGACUGCAUGUACCUCCAUGAGCUGGGGGACGAGGCGGCCAGUUUCACGAAGGAGGAGAUGCAGGCAGGAAAGCACCAGGAGUACGAACAGAAGCUUCUGCAAGAGCUCUACAAAUCGAACCCCAACUUCCUGCAAAGCUCAGCCGGGGCAGGCGAGAAGUCAAAGGGCAAGUCCAGUUCAGCACAAAGUGGCGCCCCCCUGCUGACCACCCCUGUCAACCUUACCAGACCCAACAGUAGCAGCAAAGAGGCGUGGCCGUGGCUGCAGGGCUCGGGCAAAAUAGCCAAUGGGCUGGGUGAGCACCACAAGACUCCGCCCCUAUUGGACGGCCCCGACUCAGAGCACAUGACUGGCAACGGGCUAGACUCGGACCUGGGGCCAAGCCAAGGGGCCAUGCCCUCCCCUUAUUCACACUGCGAACCUGCCAGUCCCAGCGAAAAAACACCACAGACCAUUAGUAUAGGGAACGGGGAAAGUAUACAAAACCACGGUACUGAGUCCCCCUCGCCUCCUCCGGGCCUGACUAAGCCUGGACUGGUCGUCCCCAUCAGCAUGUCCACCCUUGCUGCCCGAUCCCCCUUUGAAGGGGCAGCAGCCGAAUCCCAGUCACUUUUCUCGGACAACAGCAACUUCCGGCACCCCAACCCUCUCCCAGGUGGCCACGCCCCCCCUUCCGGCCCUACCCAAGGGCACUCUGAUUGGCCCACAGCACCUGAGCCUCAGAGCCUCUUCACGUCAGAGACCAUCCCAGUGGCAUCGUCCACGGACUGGCAGGCGGCGUUUGGCUUCGGCUCCUCCAAGCAGCCGGAGGACGACCUUGGCUUUGACCCCUUCGACGUCACUCGCAAGGCGCUUGCUGACUUAAUCGAGAAGGAGCUUUCGGUUCAGGACACGUCGCAGUUGUCUCCUGGGGUUCUGCAGGGGACUCUGCGCCGCCCCCAACACGGGCCCCUCCCCCCGCACCUGUCACACCUGCAGCACCGCGCGGUCUUGGCCUCCUGCGGUUUCCCAGGCCAUCCAGCACGUCACCCUUGGCUCGGCUACCCGCCGCACGGGAGCCCGCUAAACCACACGGCCGGCCUCAGCACCAGCAGCUGCUUCAUGGACUUUUUACCAGCGCAGCACAGCACUGGGCUGGGGGGCGUUCCCAUUGCAGAAAAUAGCAAUUCUAUAGAAAAUCUAAAUAUGAAAGAAUGGCAGGAUGGUCUGCGGGCUCUUCUGCCCAACAUCAAUAUCAACUUUGGGGGACUGCAGAAUUCCUCCUCAUCCCUGACCCCCUCCAUCAUUAACCACACAGGGGCUCCAGGUCACACACCUGGCUCAGGGGGCAUGUCACACAGUCUUAGCUGGGACGGAAUGGUCAGAUGGAUGGACCCAGCAAUCAUUACAGGCAUCCCAGCAUCCGCAGCCCACAGUUUGGACUCUCUGCAGGAUGACCCACCUCACUGGCUGAAGUCCCUGCAGACGCUCACUGAGAUGGAGGCAUCCGGCUCCACAACGCCCUCACUGGCCCCCCACAGUAUACCCUUCAGUGCACAGUUCCCAAAUCACAGAGCUGGCUGGGCUGCUACACCCACUGGCCCCUUCCACUCACCCCCACCUGGUUUCCAGACACCAUUCAGACCUCCAGCCCAAACAGCCACAGACCUGCUACAGAGUACUUCCAUGGACCGCCACUAGGGGGGGCAUAACCACACAAUCAGCACAUCACAAAAUUAUUAACACCAUAACAAAUAUUACGUUUUCCUGUUUCUGUUGCUCUGUAUUUUUCAUUGUUUUGUGUUUAUUUUCUUUUGGCUUGUGGCCAUACCAGGCUCUCUCUCUCUCUGCGCCCCCCCCCAGGGUGAGCGCACACUGGUUCGUUCACCAAAACAUCCAAACCUUAACUAGAAACACUGGGUGUGUAGUAAGGAUGGCAGAAGGUUAUUAAAAGAAAAUAACAGAAAAUGUUGAUUUCAGCCUAAUUCAGUUUGAGAAAAGGAGAAAAAAAACUGUUCUCACUAGGGAAACCCCCCCCCUCCCCCGUUCCCAGACGUCACAACACUGGAAGUAUCCAGCCUUUGGGAUUUGGCUAAGGUGCUCCAUGCUGUGCUGUUUUUACCCUGUGAAGGUAAUUAUGAACAGGCAAGCUGCCAGAGGCCUUUUUGGGCCGUAGAGCAGCUAGGCCUAUUCUGCAUGCGGGCAACUCUGCCAGCCUCCACUGCAGCAGGGGGUGCUGUUUCCCCUAAGAGUGACACAGUUAGACCUCUGUAUCAGAGGGCUGUGCACUGAUACACCUGAAGGGCCCUGUAGUAAUGGGAUGCAGACAAAACGUGCAAUUUCGUUUGGGAAACAAGGUGCCACUAUGUGGUAUCCGUGGUAACUGGCCUCUUUGAAGACUUUGCCAUUUUGGGUAGCCGCCCUGUUGCUGUGCAGAUGCGAUGGUAGGAGACCCACUUGAUGAGCUGAGGGGGGAAAAUCCUUUCAGUCAAGUGCAGAAGAAGACAGUUAUUUAGAAUGAGACCAGCCCUGAUGACUCGUCGAUUCUCUGAUGACAUCAUGGGUAGGGGGAAUCCCUGUUGGUACAUUUGACCAGUCAUGAAUGAAAAGUCAUGUUGCUGGAGCGAUACAAAGGAUAUAUACCAGUUUUUUUGUGUGUUGGAUUGGUUGGCUACCUCUAAAAAAAAUAAAAGGAAAUCCUCAAGCUGAAGCAGUUUUUUAGAAGCAGACUAGGGCCUUUGUGGAGACUGGAGGGGAUGCCAUUCUGCUGUGGAGUAUUAGUGUGAGAGCCGCUCCAGCGGGGCUGUCUCCGUUCCCCGCCUUUCUCGCAACGGUCCUUGCCUGCAGUCUGCCAUCUGCUCAGUAUUAAAGACAAUAGAAAAUAAAUUCAAAGCAAGCGAUACAGUUAGCUAUGGGAUAACGCGUUUAAACACCUGUUUAACGACGCUCUAAAUGAUGUGUGCCCUCCCUCCCCAACACAGGUCUGGAAAAACUAAAUAUUAAAUAAAUGCAAACUUGA